UACUGCUGGCCGAACGGCUCAAAACGCCAGCAGUACACAGCCACACUUCGGCAGAGGAUCUGGAAACUCGACAGGGGGCGUGGCUACACGGAGUCCAGGGGGCGGGGCUACACGGGACUGUCUCAGGCUGCCUGCUGCUCACAUGGCUGCUGCUGUGCUGUGAGAGGGAGAGUUGAAGCUGAUGCACAUGCAGGGCAGCCAGUGAGAGUAAACUCUGCUGUAGUGUGUAAGAUGCCUGCUCCAAAUCUACAACUGCACCAGCCAAAGAAUACCUACUACAUAGAGUAUAUGCAAGCUGUAUGUUGCUGUCUUCUCUGCUCUCGAAGGGCCAGGUCCGGCAUUUCUCAGGUUCUGAAACAGGGCGAGCACAACGGCAAGCUGCUGCUGCUGGGAGCCCCAACCAAUCCCCUUCUCAGCCCCCCUCCCCUUCUGUCGCCCAAUCCCCCUCUCCUUCCCAGUCCCCUUCUCAGCCCCCCUCCCCUUCUGUCGCCCAAUCCCCCUCUCCUUCCCAGUCCCCUUCUCAGGCCCCCUCCCCUUCUGUCGCCCAAUCCCCCUCUCCUUCCCAGUCCCCUUCUCAGGCCCCCUCCCCUUCUGUCGCCCAAUCCCCCUCUCCUUCCCAGUCCCCUUCUCAGCCCCCCUCCCCUUCUGUCGCCCAAUCCCCCUCUCCUUCCCAGUCCCCUUCUCAGGCCCCCUCCCCUUCUGUUGCCCAAUCCCCCUCUCCUUCCCAGUGCCCUUCUCAGGCCCCCUCCCCCUCUCUUUACCAAUACCCAUCUCUGUCCCCCUCCCCCUCUGAAGGCCAAACAACCACUCUGGCCUACUCCCCCUCUCUUUCCCAGUCCCCCUCUCUGGCCCCCUCCCACUCUGUUGCCCAAACACCCUCUCUGCCCCCCUCCCCCUCUCAAUCAGACCCACCCUCUGAAAACAGCUCCCCAAUCCCUCCUCCUUCCCCAAUCCCUCCUCCUUCCCCAAUCCAGCCUCCUUCCCCCAUCCAGCCUCCUACCCCCAUCCAGCCUCCUACCCCCAUCCAGCCUCCUACCCACAUCCACCCUCCUUCCCCCAUCCAGCCGCCUUCCCCACCCAGUGAAUGGGCAGCAGAAGCCCCAGCGGAUAUUUCGGGGAGUCCGCAUGUGGCAGAUGAGAAUGGUGCAGUUGGAGAACCCACAAGCCUGGCAGGCAUCGUGGGCAGCCUAAAGGCCCAUUUGCAGGCCAUGCUGGCCGACAUAGAAAGGCUACAUAAAUUUUGUUAAUUUUUUUGUUUAUUUUUGAAAUAUAAAAAAUAAAAAAACACAUUUAUGUUAAAUAAUAAAAAAUACAAUUUUACAGUUAAA
This is a messenger RNA of Pseudophryne corroboree (corroboree frog), 1328 nucleotides long. RefSeq lists its product as uncharacterized. The transcript is spliced from 4 exons. The record is from RefSeq and is a predicted model, not a curated record. Bases 232 to 1191 code for a protein of 319 amino acids. NCBI's taxonomy places the organism in Eukaryota, Metazoa, Chordata, Amphibia, Anura, Myobatrachidae.